UUUUUCUCCUUCGUGUCUCACUUUCCAUUGGCUAAAAACUCUGCUUAACCGCCAGUGAUUGGCUGUAUGUCAAAUAAGCCCCGCCUCUUUAUCCAGAACUCUAAAACCAAAAUCAGAGUGCCAACGCGGACCGACGCGCCUUGAACUCAUCACGGCGAGAGGAGAGCAGAAGGAGCAGUGAGGAGCUGAACGACUGGACGCGGAGAGAAGCCAUGAUGCUGCUGGGUCCUGUCGCCGUCCUCUGCAUCCUGGCCGCCACAGCCGUUUCUGUCCCCCCCCAGGAGAAGCGGGUCCAUCACCAGCCCGACCUCAGCAGCCACGUCCACGACGAUGCCCACGGCUACCAGUACGACCACGAGGCCUUCCUGGGCAAGGAAGAGGCCAAGACGUUUGACCAGCUGACCCCGGAGGAGAGCAAGGCCAGACUAGCGAAGAUCGUGGACCGCAUAGACACUGAUAAGGACGGCUUCAUCAGCCACGCCGAGCUGCACUACUGGAUCAAACACAGACAGAGGAGGUACAUCGAAGACAACGUGAACAAACACUGGAAGGACUACGACAAGAACCACGAUGACAAGAUCGCCUGGGAGGAGUACAAGAACACCACCUACGGCUUCUACCUGGGAGAGGACUUUGAUGACGUAGAAGACAAGGCCACUUAUAAAGCCAUGCUUGCCCGAGACGAAAGACGUUUCAAGGCAGCUGACCGAGAUGCUGACGGGAUUGCCACGCGGAGCGAGUUCACCGCCUUCCUUCAUCCGGAGGAGUUUGAUCACAUGAAAGACGUAGUAGUUCAGGAAACCAUUGAAGACAUCGACAAGAACAAAGAUGGAAAGAUCAACAUUGAUGAGUACAUCGGUGAUAUGUACACACCGGAGGAUGGAGAGAACGAACCUGAAUGGGUCCAUACAGAGAAGAAGCACUUCUCAGAGUUCAGGGACACCAACAAGGAUGGGUAUCUGGAUGCUGGUGAGGUGGCCCACUGGAUUCUCCCAGGAGAGGUUGACCAUGCUGACAACGAGGCCAAACACCUGAUCCACGAGACGGACGCGGACAAGGACGGGAAAGUCACCAAGAAGGAGAUUCUGGCCAACUGGAACAUGUUUGUGGGCAGUCAGGCCACAAACUAUGGAGAAGAUCUAACAAAGAAGCACGACGAGCUUUGAUGAGCCGGCAGGAUUCAAGACAAAUGUCUUUGGGUCUGUGGUCCACCAAAGGUUUUCAGGGGAAGGGUCUGUUUAACCACACAGUAGUUUUGGACCAAGAGCUGAGCGCUGCACCAGAAAUCUCCACAUCUCCAGGUUACAGUGACAAUGUUCACGUUGGGUUUGUUCCAGCAGCUCCAGCUCUUGGUCCUGAUCGAGCAUGACUGUAUUCAUGCACAAUCUGUCAGGAACCAGGACACAGUCCAGCAUGAAUCCAGCUCAACACAACAUUUCAUGGUUUUGAAGGAGAAGCGCCACAGCAGGAACACAGUGAAGUUCCACCUUCAUCCGGUCAGCCGUUCCUCUGGCCUCAGGCCGGCUCUGUGUCAUGUGACUGUUUGCACACGCUCAGUGUUCACUCCCCUCUGGAGAUGCUCACAUUCUGUUUGUGAGUUCAGCUGAGACUCUUCUCCUCCCUGUCGUCACACGUCAACACUCCAAAGUUGAAGCUGCACUGAACUCUGCAUUUGGUCCAAAUCUUCUCAGUUCUCCAUCUUUGCUGUCCAACCUGAACCAAAGAGGAGCUUUGUUACACGUUGAAAUAUUAAAAGUUGGGCUUUUCUACAAAUCUA
This is a messenger RNA of Oryzias melastigma (Indian medaka), 1777 nucleotides long. RefSeq names its product reticulocalbin 3, EF-hand calcium binding domain (gene rcn3). Bases 213 to 1166 code for a protein of 317 amino acids. The transcript has 8 exons. Gene Ontology annotation, cellular component: endoplasmic reticulum. Lineage: Eukaryota; Metazoa; Chordata; Actinopteri; Beloniformes; Adrianichthyidae. Gene Ontology annotation, molecular function: calcium ion binding. The record is from RefSeq and is a predicted model, not a curated record.